Messenger RNA from Lolium perenne, 952 nucleotides. Its product is annotated as oxalate oxidase 2. NCBI's taxonomy places the organism in Eukaryota, Viridiplantae, Streptophyta, Magnoliopsida, Poales, Poaceae. The record is from RefSeq and is a predicted model, not a curated record. Gene Ontology annotation, molecular function: manganese ion binding.
UCACAAACCAACUCAUCCAACACAACUAGCUACUAGUCUUCCACUGCCAUAGACACCCUCACAAAACUCAUAUAGCUGAUUAGCCAUAGCUAAAAUGGUUUACUCCAAAAAUCUGGCUGUCUUGUUCACCAUGUUGCUCCUUGCUCCAUCCAUCCUGGCCACCGACCCUGAUCCUUUGCAGGACUUCUGCGUUGCUGACCUCAACGGCAAGGCGAUCUCAGUGAACGGGCACCCUUGCAAGCCCAUGUCGGAGGCAGGCGAUGACUUCCUCUUCUCAUCCAAGCUGGCAAUGGCUGGCAACACGUCGACACCGAAUGGAUCGGCCGUCACAGAGCUAGAUGUUGCAGAGUGGCCCGGCACCAACACGCUGGGUGUGUCCAUGAAUCGUGUUGACUUCGCACCAGGGGGCACCAACCCGCCGCACAUCCAUCCACGUGCCACCGAGAUUGGCAUCGUGAUGAAAGGUGAGCUCCUAGUCGGCAUCAUUGGCAGCCUCGACUCCGGUAACAAACUCUACUCAAAGGUUCUGCGUGCUGGUGAGACGUUCCUCAUCCCGCGCGGGCUCAUGCACUUCCAGUUCAACGUUGGCAAGACGGAGGCAUCCAUGGUUGUGUCCUUCAAUAGCCAGAACCCAGGCAUCGUCUUCGUGCCUCUCACGGUCUUCGGUUCCAAUCCGCCGAUCCCUACGCCCGUGCUCACCAAGGCACUCCGUGUGGACGCUGGGGUCGUGGAACUUCUCAAGUCCAAGUUUGCUGCAGGGUUCUAAUUUCAACUUUAUGACCCUAAAAUGAUCAAUAUAUAUGUUAAUUCGGUAUAUGCAUGCUAUAUGUUCUUGUUACGGUGGCUUGCUGUUGUAAUAACAUCGCGGUUCAGACCUUAGGACCGAUGCGAGGAGUUUACAUUUAUUGUAUUUCUUGUUUGCAUUGAAAGGAAUAAAUAUAACAUUUGUAUA